This is a messenger RNA of Manis javanica (Malayan pangolin), 1364 nucleotides long. RefSeq names its product zinc ribbon domain containing 2 (gene ZNRD2). NCBI's taxonomy places the organism in Eukaryota, Metazoa, Chordata, Mammalia, Pholidota, Manidae. The record is from RefSeq and is a predicted model, not a curated record.
CGCUCAAGCAUGCUUUGCUUGGCUGUGGCUGCGACCGGACGUGCGUGUGCCCAGUACAAGUGCUUUUCAGUCAGCCGGCUUGAGGACUUAAACUUCAAAAAGAGUUAGUGGCUGGCUUUGCCUCAGUCCCUGGCCAUGGGGGUAGGGGUUCGCCAGACCGGGACACAGAACAGGCGGUGGGAGUGGGGUGGGCGGUGUCUCGAAAUAGGCUGACAGGUACGGAACGCCAGAGCGACGCUGCCUGGCCCGACUUGCCACUUGAAGUGAGAAGCCCUGAGAACAGAGGAAGCUACAAACGCAGGCAAGGGGCCUUUUGUUAUUAUCAGGGGCGAUGUUGUGAUGACGCCAUUGCCCCGCCAGUCCCCGGUCCCGCCUGUGAGGAAAGGGAAACCCCAGGGAAGGCGGAGGCCAGCAGGGAUUCCUCAAGCCAAGCGCUCCCCUCCGUCCGCGGAGGGCAGGAAGGGCCACCCAGUGCAGCCUCUUCCGGGUCCUGCGACCUGAUGGCGUUACCACGGAGACGCCUCUCCUGAGGCCUAGCCAGUUGAAAGUUUUUGUCUACGGUCUCCUGCGGAGGGGCGCGCCAACAGGGCAGGGUCAAGACUGCAGCAGCAACGCCCCACUAUGGGCAUCGCCCCACUGAGGGGCAGAGGGAGCACCACAUUCGUCCUCAUCGGAAGGCGCUUUGCUUGUGCGUCACUUCCGGUGAGCUCAGCGGCGACACCGGCAACAUGGCCCUGAACGGCGCUGAAGUCGAAGAUUUCUCCUGGGAGCCUCCUACCGAAGCGGAGACGAAGGUGCUGCAAGCACGACGGGAGCGGCAGGAUCGCAUCUCCCGGCUCAUGGGCGACUACCUGCUGCGUGGUUACCGCAUGCUGGGCGAGACGUGUGCGGACUGCGGGACGAUCCUCCUCCAAGACAAACAGCGGAAAAUCUAUUGCGUGGCUUGUCAGGAGCUCGACUCAGACGUGGAUAAAGAUAAUCCGGCUCUGAAUGCCCAGGCUGCCCUCUCCCAAGCCCGGGAACACCAGCUUGCCUCUGCCUCGGAGCUCCCCGUGGGCUCCCGGCCUGCUGCUCAGCCCCCAGUACCCCGUCCAGAGCACUGUGAGGGAGCUGCAGCAGGGCUCAAGGCAGCUCGGGGGCUGCCCCCUCCUGCUGUGCCUCCAAAUGCAGAUGUCCUGGCCUGCACACAGGAGGCCCUCCUGCAGAAGCUGACCUGGGCCUCAGCUGAGCUAGGCUCCAGCAACUCCCUGGAGAGUAGCAUACAGCUGUGCAAUCUUAUCCGGGCUUGUGCUGAGGCAUUGUGCAGUGUGCGGCAGCUGCAGCACUGAGAGAUCCCUCCUGAGAAAAACCCUCUAGAAAAACAA